CAGUGGGUACCUGUCAAAAACAGGUACCCGCUCCUACUUCCGGUCCAAUCGCCUAGGCAAUCAGAAACGGAAGGUGCCCUCCCUCCCUCACUCCCUGUAGUCUUUUGGGACAAGUGACAGGUCCCAGAAGACUACAGGACCACUCAUGAAGCGCAGCGCUACUCGCGCAUGCGCAGUGGGUACCCGGCUGUGAAGCCGCAAGCUAUCAUAGCCGGGUGCCCACGCUGAAGAUGCCGGCCUUCUGGAAUCAGGACGGCCGGUGAAACGGGCUGCGGGGUACACACCACGG
Molecule: messenger RNA, 289 nt
Organism: Staurois parvus
Lineage: Eukaryota; Metazoa; Chordata; Amphibia; Anura; Ranidae
Source: the annotation of a GenBank genome assembly